Molecule: messenger RNA, 5632 nt
Organism: Mytilus trossulus (common blue mussel)
Lineage: Eukaryota; Metazoa; Mollusca; Bivalvia; Mytilida; Mytilidae
Product: transmembrane protein 117-like
Exons: 6
Coding region: 116-2326 (736 amino acids)
Biological process (GO): intrinsic apoptotic signaling pathway in response to endoplasmic reticulum stress
Source: RefSeq, a predicted model, not a curated record
CUAAUAUGUCAACAUUCUUAUGUGAAAUCAUGCCAGACACAUAAAACUGUCAAGAUUUUUAUUAUAGCCGUAAUGGAGCUGGUGUGCAUGAUGGGUGGAAUAUGAUGAGGUUAAAAUGGCGAACAAUUCUGUUUCAAUUCCUGGCAUAGUUGAUGUACAACACCACGAUGAUGACAAACACAGCGUUUCUAGUCAAGACCAAUUACUGGUCAUAGAUCUAGAUGAUAAUCUAAAAAAUCAACAGAAUUCUGUCAUGGCAGAUAAUAAUAAUGAUUCUAAGGAAAGUAACGGGAAAGAUGACAUUAUGAAAGAUGAAAGCAAAGAAGAGGAGAAUGUUGCAAAGGAAGACAUACUAGUUGAACAUGUUGAAAAGAAGGAAGGAAACGAUGACGAAAACAAAGAAAUUCAGAGAAAUGGAAGCAGUAAAAGUCCAAAAAAGAAAAAGAAGAAAAGAUCAAUAAAAGAAAACGAAGCUACCACGGUUACCGAUGACAUUAACAACAGUAGUCCAAAAGAAAACAAGAGAAAUAGCAAGGAACAGAGGAAUGAAAACUCAGGCAAAACCAAGAAAGAUAUGACUGUUCAUAUACAUCAUGUACAUACAAAGGCAACUGACACUGAUGAAAAAGAAUCAAACAAAAAUCCCAAAACAGCUAAAGACACAAAAAAAGAUUCAGAAAAACCUUCUACAAAUGGAACAGAUUCUGAAAAACCAUCUAUAAAAUUAAAUGGAAAAGAACUAAACAAUCCAACUAAUAAAAUAGAUGAAAUUACUAUUGAAGCUGGAGUUGAUGAAUUAGACGGCUACUCCAAGGUUACAGCUGAAGACCAAUUAGAUGCAUUGAGUCAGUUCUCAUAUAAAGAAGCCAAAGAUUUCAAAUAUUAUUUCCAGCACCCGUAUUUUAGGUUAUUUAUAGCCUACUUUGUAACAUUUUGCAAUUUCUUGAUUUAUGCUGAAGAUCCUGUAGCCCACAGUAAAAAAGAAUGCAAUAUUCCAGUAGUUGGGAAUGACUUUGCUUUUGUGUGUACAAGGUACCCAUCAAACGCAUGGAGCUUACUAAAAGUUGUUUUGUGGUUUUCUGCUAUAAUUGUUGGGAUGAUCAUUGGGAAGCUUGUAGUCCACAAGCUUUUUUUCUGUAAACUGUUGAGACUGAAGAUGUUCUGUGAAGACCAAGGAUCUUGGAUGAUUAUGUUUUUAUCCUCACUGAUCAGUGUAUUUAUCUUUUCCUGGUUGUAUAAUGCUUUCCUCCUAGCUGGAGGAAGUUCCACAGAAGAUUAUAGAAUAUCUGGAUUACUAGGAUUAUCCAAUUCUAUUUUUAUGAAGGCAGCUGCCACUGGAACCUGGUGUGGAGAUUUUUUUACUGCUUGGAUGGUUACAGAUAUGAUGCUUCAAGAGAAGCUAUAUCCUUACUGGGGCAGACCAGUCAGAAAAUGGUGGAAUAGAAAAUAUAACAGAAUUAUUUUGUUCUGGAUCGUGACAUCAGUUACUUCUUUCACUGUUCUGUUCACCAUCGCUACAGAUUAUAUACAAUGGGAUAAACUUCAUCGAGACUUCUUAUCCAGCAACGAGGUUUCCCGAGCUUUCUUAGCAUCCUUUAUAUUGGUCAUGGAUAUAUUAAUUGUUGUACAGGAUUGGGACUUUCCAUAUUUUGUGAGUGCUAUCGAUAUAAAGCUUCCUGGUAUAAACACAGCCCAUAUCAGGUUUGACAUUCCUAAAUGCUUCAGACCAGAUAAAUGGCAGAUCCAUAUAACAGGUAAAUGGUUCAACUAUGGUAUCCUGUUCCUUGUUAUGAUACUUGACCUAAACAUGUGGAAGAAUCAGAUAUUUUACGCUCCGUAUGAUUAUGGACAAUAUACUGAUAACGACGGGAAAAUUCAUACCGUGAAUGACGAUUUUAGCUUAGACAACCAUAACGAAACCUUGAUGAGUUUUAGUUACAGGAAUUCCACCAUCAACCCACUGACCAAUCAGUCAUAUAUUACUGAAGAUGGCGUAAUGAAUUCACGGUUUUAUGAUAAUAGUUUAGCAGUGAAGGCAAUUGCCUUUAUCCCUGCAAUAGCGGCUUUCAUCACAUUUGGAGUACUUGUUUGGCAGUUUGGGCGAUUCAAACCAUCGAAGACAGAUCCAUAUGCAGGAAGGCUGUUAAAAAGACCAAAGAAGAAAUCUUCAUUCAGACUAUUUACAGCAGGUUUUGGGAAGAGGUUUUCACUCAGAAACAGAGUGAAGGCUGUUCCAAAACUUCUUGCUUUUACUCGUCGUCGUAAUACAAAUACAAAGGCUGAUUUCCCAGAAAACGAUCGACCAUCUACUGAUCCAGCACCAUAGAAUUAAUUAUUGUAUGAAAUUUAUUUUCUUAUUACCAUGACACGUAGUAUAUAUCCAUAUUACUUUGAUACAUUAGACAAAAAAAUGAAGUCUUGAAAUAAUAAAAUUAUUAUAGGUACAAAAUCUAGUUUUACAAUGAACAUUAUCACUAUUUGUCCUCCAUUACUGGACUUCACAAAAGUUUCCCUAAAAUUUUGAAGGCAAAUUUAAUCAUGAUAAUAGAAAAUAUCUGACACCAUAAUUGAAAAGUGAUUGUUGUAUGACAUCGAAAGUUCAAGCAGGACAGAUUCUUGGGUAAAGUUUGACUGAUUUUCUAAUAUCGAUAAGAUGUAUAGUUUUAGUGGGACUCAAUAUGCCUACUCUUUUCUUUUACAGUAUUCUUUGGGUUUAAAAUAGAUUCAAAGUAUCUUAAUACCUCGUCUGUUGUUUUAAUGCUUUGUCAUUUAUUGCUGCGCUAAUUUUUUGUAAUAUAUUGAUAGUUGUUCAAAUAUAGUAUAAUAUGGUACUGUGGAUUCAUUAAUAUUUGUUGGAUAACAAUUUUUGUGGAUUUCGUGGGUACAGGAGAACCACGAAUUCAAAUAUUCAACGAAAUACAAAUUUUGUACAGGAAUGCGUGUAGACUUUGCCAAAACCACGAAAUUAAAUAUCCACGAAUAUGUAAGUUUUCCUCAAACCACGAAAAUUGAUUCCCAUGAAAAUAAAUGAAUCCACAGUACAUAAAAAUGUUUACAUAAAAGUCGUAUGUAUAUGUGUUAUAGAUUUGUAGAAGUAGAAGCAUGUUCUUCAUGUUCAAAAAAUAGAAUUACUAUUUAAAAUUGUAAUACUAUUGAUAGUUAUUCAAAAAAAGUACAUUCGUUGUCUUAGUGCUUGACAUGUUAUACAAAAGUUGUGUGUAUAGCCAAUUAGUUGAAAGCAUUACCUUCAUGUUCGUAUUGAAUAGAAUUUGAAAUGUGGCCAAAUUUAAUGUUAAGAAUUCUACUUCAAAAGUUGUUGCAUUAUUCAUAUCCGAUGUAAAUUACUCAUAUAGAUUUGCUGCAUUUAGAUUGUUUCUCUUUGAGAAAGCCAUAGAAAUGUGACAAAUAAACAUUAGGAGCUACAAAAUCAAAUGGUUAAAAGAAUAAUUUGCAAUAGGAAAUUAUGUUUGAGUAAAAAUUUAGAGUAGAAACCUUGUUUCAGUGAACAUGGUGAACAGUUCAAAACAAUUGUACCACUUUUUGACAUCUGAUUGUCCUAUAUUAACGGUAUGUCAGAAGAUUUUAUAUCAUAGAUAAUCAUGAAACUGUUAGAUUAUUUAAAUAUGAAUUCUUGCGUGUAUAAAUAUGAUUUAUUUAUUUCAUCCUUGUACAUUUUAUAGUCAAACGUCAAGUACAAAAUAUGUAUCACAAUGUUUGAAAUCUUUCUAACAGAAAUUUAGAAAUGAGACCAAUUUUUUUUUUAUUUUUCAUGUACAUAACAUUAUGUUGAAUCUUAGUUUUGUUAAACAGUUAUUUCUAUGUUCAUAACGAUUCUUUUCUGUUGAUGUUUUUAUAUUUGUUUUGUUUUUUAACUUUUUUAUUCUUCAUUUACUUUCCUAUCCCUGUGAUAAUUUAUUUGAUAUUUAAAAAACAUUUUCAUAUGUAUUGUUAAUUUCACAUUAUUCAUGUUCUUGAUACUUUUCAAGAAAUUUUAUAUAUUUUUCAUAACAUUUUCAAGACAUUCUUUCACAUUAAUUUUUAGCUAAAACAACCCUACACUUCUUUCUUUCUUUAUCUUUUUAUACCGCUUUUUAUGUGUCUACUUACCUAAAUCUUUUGUUAUUAUAUAUUUAGAUUUCUAUCAUUAAAUUCUUCUUAUUUAAAAUAAACUGACCCCUAAAAUUUAUAUAUAAAAUAGAGCUAUUAGUUGAAGAAAAGAUAAACAAACAAAUUGACACAUGGAUAUUCCUUGAAACUCCUUAUUGUGUUCUUGUAUUUUUAGAUUAUAUUUUAUGAAGUUUGGUGCUUUGUUUAUUUGUUUCUUGUUAUUCCUUAUUUUCAGAAAAUAUUUUUUAUUCUAAAACCAUAAAAUUCAUAUGGUAUGUGCCUUUAUGUUCCCCAUAUAAUAUAUUUUUAAUUCAUAUGUGUAUAUUCUAUAGUAGAAAUAUGGUCAUUAUAUAUUAUAUAAAGAUGACAAAGGUAUAUUAUAUUUUCAAACAUUUUUCAUUAUGAACAUUCUCUAUGUGACAUAUAAAUGUAAAUUUGCCUUUCUUAUUUUCUGAAUUGAAUAGAUGUAUAGAUUUUUGUGUAUGUAGAAUUCAUUAAUAUUAGAGAGUACUUAUUUUUGAUGAUUUCAUGGAUGUAGAUAACCAAAAGUUAAAGUCUACAUCAAAAUAAUAAUUCCUUAAGGCAAAUUUGUUUAAACAAAUAAUUUUCUACAAUUCUUUUAUAAAUAUAUGUACUCUGAUUCCAUAAUCAUUUAUUUUUAACUGUUUUUAAGAUUAUAUGUUCUCCAAAAAUUAAUAGCAAAAAACAAUUAUAUAAUUCUAACACGGCUCUACUUGUUCUAGGUUAGAGGGUAAAGAUAACCUUUUCCUAGCAAAAGCCUAUCAUGUAUGUUAAUUAGAUAACAGAUCCUUUUCCUUAAUUUCGGAAUAGUUUUCAGAAAUCUGGAAAAUAGAUAUCAAAGAUUUAGUAUUCUAGUUGCACUUUUCAUCUUAAAAAACACUUAUUCGCUGGGAUCAAAUCAAAACAAAUUGGAAGGCCAAAUAACUGAAGUUAGAGGGCAUAUAAAACUUACAAUCCCAGAAAUGUGUGCCAUCCUCAAUAUAUUAUUGAAUUUAAGAGACAAAAAGUUGUAAUGUAUUUGUAUAAUUCAUUGGGAAAUUAUAUACUGUGGAUUCAUUCUUAUUCGUAGGAUUCCAAUUUUUGUGAAUUUGGCAGGUACAAGUGAAUCGUGAUAUUAAAUAAAAACCAAAUGACAAAUUUCCUAUAGGAUUAUAUGCUGACUUCCGCAAAAUCAUGAAAUUAAGUAUUCACAAACAUGUGAGAUUUCCUGAAUACACGAAAAUUGAUACCCACGAAAAUAAAUGAAUCCACAGUAUGCUGGUAUGAUACACUAUAACAAACCAGAAUUUCAAGGCCUGUGACUUUCCUCAGUAUUUAUAGAGUAAAGUCCUUUCACUUAACACAAGCAUAGAUCUACCUCACAUAGUAACUGUAUUAUUAACAACCUGACCAAGUCACAAAAAUUGUUAAUUUUUACUGUAGUUAAUCAACUGUACAAAACUUUAAAUAGUACAUUUGUACUGCAUUUAUAUUUACCUUUACCUAAACAAGGGACCAAGAAAAC